Messenger RNA from Verruconis gallopava, 2767 nucleotides. RefSeq lists its product as uncharacterized. Gene Ontology annotation, cellular component: nucleus. Gene Ontology annotation, biological process: regulation of DNA-templated transcription; DNA-templated transcription. The transcript has 2 exons. Gene Ontology annotation, molecular function: DNA-binding transcription factor activity, RNA polymerase II-specific; zinc ion binding; DNA binding. The record is from RefSeq and is a predicted model, not a curated record. NCBI's taxonomy places the organism in Eukaryota, Fungi, Ascomycota, Dothideomycetes, Venturiales, Sympoventuriaceae. The coding region runs from base 173 to 2533 and encodes 786 amino acids.
AUUUGGCUUCGCACAGCAGAUCGACGGCAUGGCGCCAUCAGCCUUCAUCUCGGCAAAAAUGUCAGGCUCACAACAACUAUGAAUCGCGACUUAUCAGUUUUUGCUGGUCUCGAACAAGACGUCGCUGCAAUGAGUCCCGCAUCAUCCCAAUACUGAUCGCAGACGCGCCACAAUGACAACCAAUACGGAUCGCGACAUUGAUGAGCAUUCAGAGAUCGAGGAGGACGAGGUGGUGCAGAAUGCUAGCAGCAACCGCCGAAGAAAAACAAAAGACGCCAACCAUGACGACGGCCCAGCUUGUCACUCGUGUCGCAAGAAGAAGGCCAAAUGCUCUCGAACUCAACCAUGCACCCAAUGCCAGCGGUACAAUGUGGGAUGCGUCUACGAGGAGAAGAAAGCUCGUCCGGGCUUUAAGACUGGUGCUAUCGAGGCUUUGAACCGGAGACUUGAUGCUCUUGAGAAAAUGUUCCUUGGUCAAGGUGUUCUCUGGGAGCAGGUGUUGAAGAGUCUCAAUGGUGGGCCAAAGCACGUCGAUCUCCCAACUCCGUCAACAGGAAGUCUUCAAGAAUACUCGCAUCAUAUCCAGCAGUAUUUUUCAUCGCUUGCUGUUCGCAACGAUCAAGACGAUCAUGAUCUAGAGCAACUCCGGCCUGCAAAGCGCCAACGUACACACGAUGACCAUGUCCUGCUGCAAGCUGGCGACGCAGAGCUCGAGUUCAAGAACGCGGGAGAGCAAGCUACGUUACCGCCGGACGACUUGAUGGACUCUUUGAUCGAGAUAUACUUCACGAAAAUUCAUCCCUGGAUUCCGAUGCUUCAUAUUCGCAACUUCCGUGAGGCGCUGACGGAUCCAGUCUUGCGCAAGAAAAAGUCGACCAUUCUACACGCAAUCACCUCGCUCUGCAUUCGAUUUUCAGACGAUGCUCGCUUGCGCGACUCUGGGCUUCGGAGCGCCUAUGCGCAAAGAAGUCGGCAAAUUGUCAUCCUUCGCAGCAUGGAGUCAUUCUCAAUGGAAAAUCUGCAAGCUAUGAUCAUCUGCGCCUUUGAUAUCAUCGGUAGUGGACGUGGGCCCUCUGCAUGGUCGAUCAUCGGCAGCAUGACACGCACCGUUGAGCAUUUACAGCUCUCCGUCGAGGAUGAAGAGCUUCCAGAACCCAAACCGUGCCUUAUUCGACGACUUGCGUUCCUUCCACGUCCGACUUGCUGGACUGAGGUUGAAGAUCGGAGACGAGUAUUUUGGAACAUAUUCUUGAUGGAUCGCUUCUGCAGCAUAACCACAGGAUGGAAUCUGUCCUUGACCAGCGCAGACGUGCGGCGGCGCUUGCCUUGCGAAGGCGCACUUUGGGAGAAGGGACAACCGCUUGAGGUGCCCACCCCGUACUUUGGUGUUUCCGAUCAAUCACGGAACUCUGGAAGCACACUUCCCAUGGCUCGUCCGGAGGAUGACGAUCAAGUCUCACUCGGCGGCUUUGCGUACUGCAUUGAGGCGACUGAAAGUCUUAGCCUCGUGACAUCUUUUUUCCUCCAACAAGCUGUUGACAUGACUAAGAUGAACGACGUCCAGCUUUGGCUGAUGCGAUUCAAAGAACUUGAUUUGAGACUUAUAAGAUGGAAGAUAUUCUUGCCCAGCCGUUGGCAACAAGCAUGCGCGCUCAAUGCCGACGGCAUAAUGGAUCCAAAUCUCACGCUCGCACACAUCACACACAACACUGCUGUGGUACUCUUGCACCAAGGCAUUGCUUAUCCUCCUGCUGAAUGGGAGAAAGUCAGCAUGCGGCUGCCUUCAGCUUCGAGUGCAGAGACAUGUCUCGCUGCAGCAACAGAAGUUUCCAUUAUUGCCGAGAAGUUCUUGCAAGGCUCUCCCAUAUUGACAAAUCCGCAAUUCGCCUUCUGCUUAUUCGUCAGUGGUCGAGUGCUCUUAGUACAUGCAUCGUACUACAAUAUCCAACUGUCCUCAGCCUUUCAAUCGAUUGUCGAUAGUCUAUGGGAGAUCGGUCGAAGAUGGAAUGGCCUUGCAGGUGCCUUGGAUACGGACAAUCUUGCGUCGAAGUUUGCAUCCCGCUUGCUUCAAGCUAAGCAGCAAGGUUCCUACUUUGGAGACAUACGCCAUGCUGCCUAUGCGCAAGAUAGCGAUCAAGAAGGAUCGGGACGUGUGCAAGCCGAUAGCGCAUCGCUCAUUGGCUCUGACGCGCCUUGCCAGCAAUCAACGAAGUUUCUGGCGCAGAGGACCAAUGGCACAUCAAUGGAGACGACAUUUCUCGAAGGAAAUGUUAUGCCGUCGGAUGGCCAAGAUUCCCCGGAUAGUAUAUCGAUGGCUUUCCCCCCCUUGCCUUUGGCUUUUCAGGGAGGUAUGACUCUGCAAGAGCCAAAUGUUGCUGAAGGUAAGCGGCCUGCUCAAACUGCUAUCCAACACCCUCCUUCAGCCGGCUUGGACACCCCUAGCCUCGAAUUCGGCAACCUGAAUCAGUAUUUUGACUAUGACUACAUGUCGUCGCAGCGAAUCAGCAUGUUUUCCCAAGGAGGACAUGAAUGAUGAGAUCCAUCCAUCGGUACGCUGCAUGGAGACAAGCUUUUAUAUAACAACUAUCUGUCUAGAUGGUUAGACUGCGUUUCCAUUGGGCCUGUCUAACUCGCAAGAGAAUUCGAACAUUGAAAGCUUGAAGGUUACACGGGUUGGUUUGCCGUUCUGAUCCCGUACAAAAUAACUGCUCAAUUUACGAAAUGCAUCCCACAGUGUUCGGAACAGUAGAAUACGUUCUAAGACCCU